Messenger RNA from Salarias fasciatus (jewelled blenny), 7268 nucleotides. It is a transcript of the gene atad2b, whose product is annotated as ATPase family AAA domain containing 2B. The transcript has 28 exons. Lineage: Eukaryota; Metazoa; Chordata; Actinopteri; Blenniiformes; Blenniidae. Gene Ontology annotation, biological process: nucleosome disassembly; transcription initiation-coupled chromatin remodeling; nucleosome assembly. The record is from RefSeq and is a predicted model, not a curated record. Gene Ontology annotation, cellular component: nucleus. Gene Ontology annotation, molecular function: histone binding; ATP binding; chromatin binding. Bases 184 to 4548 code for a protein of 1454 amino acids.
GACAGAGAGAGACGGGGGAGAGAGGGGUCCACACAGACAUAGAGAGAGAGAGGGGAGAGAGAGGUCCACACAGACAGAGCUAGAGGGAGAGAGAGAGAAAUGGCGCCUCGAUGCUGAGCUCACUGAGCCAGUGUUUGGAGCCGGCUAGAGAGAUCCAGUGAGGGCAGACAAAAGGAAGGAAACAUGGUGAACACAAGGAAGAGCUUGCGGACGCGGACUGGCCCCUUCAUCUCAUCCAGGACGAGGUCGUCGUCGAGAAACGAGCGGAACUCUGAGGAACAUAAGGACCCCGGCAGUGAUGCAAGCAGUCCAAGCAGCCCGCGGUUGGCACCCCCUUCUAAACGAACGCGGCGGCAGGUUGCCUCUGAGCCAAGCUCCAGCGAUACCUCCCCAUCCCCUCAGACUAAGGGCCAGAGGGUCAGCUGGGACAUCCCCACCUACCACACCAGGCUGUCCUCUCGGAUAAUGCAAAAUGGGCACGCCCAUAUGAAUCAUAGGAGCGAGGAGAGCGGAGGGGGAGACCACUCCCGGAUGAACGGCCAUGUGGAGCUGAAGAAGAGCUGCAGGGUGAAGAAGAGCCAGUUUGAACACCUCAAUCAGAGCCUGCUGUUUGAUCAGCUGGUCAACAGCACCGCUGAGGCAGUUCUCCAGGAGAUGGACAACAUCAGCAGCAUCAGGCAAAACCGAGAGGUGGAGCGACUUCGCAUGUGGACCGGAGAAACUGAGGAGGAAAAUAUGGACAUGUAUUCCCGAGUGAAGCGCAGGAAAUCCAUGCGCAGGAGCACUUUCAACAUGCCCGCGCACCACAAAGUCAUGAGCAAGACGGAGCAGGAGGAGGAAGGGACGGAAGAAUCUCAUGGUGAGGAAGAGGAAGAAGACGCAGAGGAUGACGAUGAGGACGAUGAAGGGGAUGAAGCGGAGGAGGCAGGAGAGGAAAACGACAGGCCGUACAACCUGAGGCAGCGCAAGACCGUGCAGAGAUACGAGGCACCACCUAUCGAGCCUGUAAACAGAAGGCAGAGCAACCCUUCGCUUUUCGACACGCACAGAUCCCCAGCAAGGAGAAGCCAUAUAAGAGUGAAGAAACACGCCAUACACAGCAGCGACACCACGUCGUCUUCUGAUGAGGAGCGGUUCGAACGGAGAAAAAGCAAGAGCAUGACCCGGGCCAGGAACAGAUGCUUGCCCAUGAACCUGACAGCGGAGGAUUUGGCCAGCGGGGUGCUGCGUGACCGGGUGAAAGUGGGUGCGAGUCUGGCCGACGUGGACCCCAUGAACCUCGACAGCUCGGUAAAAUUCGACAGUGUGGGUGGCCUCAGUAAUCACAUUCAGUCUCUGAAGGAGAUGGUGGUGUUCCCUCUGCUGUAUCCUGAGAUCUUUGAGAAAUUCAAGAUUCAGCCUCCCAGAGGGUGUUUGUUUUACGGCCCGCCAGGAACGGGAAAGACACUGGUUGCGCGGGCGCUUGCCAACGAGUGCAGUCAGGGAGACCGGAAAGUUUCGUUCUUCAUGAGGAAAGGAGCCGACUGCCUCAGCAAGUGGGUCGGGGAAUCGGAACGGCAGCUCCGCCUGCUCUUUGACCAGGCUUACCUGAUGAGACCAUCCAUUAUUUUCUUUGAUGAGAUCGAUGGUUUGGCUCCUGUUCGCUCCAGCAGGCAAGACCAGAUACACAGUUCUAUCGUGUCCACUCUGCUGGCCUUGAUGGACGGCUUGGACAGUCGUGGGGAGAUAGUGGUCAUCGGUGCUACAAACAGACUUGACUCUAUCGACCCGGCACUCAGGAGGCCUGGACGCUUUGACCGGGAGUUUCUGUUCAGCCUGCCCGACAAGAAGGCCAGAAAGCACAUAUUGGAGAUUCACACGCGGGACUGGAAUCCAAAAUUGGCUGAGCCAUUCAUAGAUGAACUUGCAGAAAAAUGCGUCGGCUACUGUGGAGCUGACAUCAAAGCACUUUGCACAGAGGCGGCCUUGGUGGCGCUGCGCCGCCGCUACCCCCAGAUCUACGGCAGCAGCGUCAAGCUGAAGCUGGACGUCACCUCCAUCGUCCUCGGCCCCGGCGACUUCAGCAAGGCGAUGAGGACAAUAGUCCCGGCCUCCCAGAGGGCUCUGGCUCCCCCGGGCCGAGCCCUGUCCCCCGCCCUCAGGCCCCUGCUGGCCAGCUCUUUCUCCUUGGUGCUGAAAGCUCUGCUCCGAGUCUUCCCCCAUGCUCAGUGUACUGACAGGGACAACACACACGGCGUCGACAAUCACCUGCUCGAAGAGGAUUUGUACAGCGACGACGACAAUGAGGGCGGCUCUGCUUCCAUCUACGAAGUCCAGCCGGCUGCUUCCCCAAAGAGUCAACUCCCCUCCUCCACAAUGCACAGACCCUUUCUUCACUUCUCCUCCUCCGCGCUCCAACAGCCCACAGCAUACAGGCCACGUCUGCUCCUGGCAGGGGCCCCAGGCUCAGGCCAGAGCUCCCACUUGGCCCCUGCCCUCCUCCACCACCUGGAUAAGCUACCAGUGCACCGCUUGGACUUGCCCACUCUCUACUCCGUCAGCGCCAAGACGCCAGAGGAGUCCUGCGCUCAGGUUUUCCGCGAGGCCCGGCGGAGCGUGCCCAGCGUGGUGUACAUGCCUCACGUCUCCGAGUGGUGGGACACCGUCAGCGACACGGUGAAGAGCACCUUCCUCACCCUGCUGCAGGACGUGCCCUCCUUCUGCCCCGUCCUCAUCCUCGCCACGGCUGAGACUCACUACUCGAGGCUGUCAGAUGAGGUGAGAAGUAUGUUCCAGAGGACCUAUGGAGAGGUGCUAACACUGAGCCCUCCAGGAGAAGAGGACAAGAGAAAAUUCUUCUCCGACCUUCUGCUGGUUCAAGCCGUGAAGCCUCCUCCUCGCCUCAGGAGUACAGAGAGGUGCGAAGAGGUUUUGCCGGUGGCGGAGGCUCCGGGCCCCAGAGAGCUCUCGGCUGAGGAGCAGCGCCGCCUGGCUGAGCAGGAGGAGAACACGUUACGCGAGCUCAGGCUCUUUCUCAGGGACGUGACCAAGCGCCUGGCCACUGACAAACGCUUCAACAUCUUCAGCAAGCCGGUCGACAUCGAGGAGGUGUCGGACUACCUGGAGGUGAUUAGGCAGCCCAUGGACCUCUCCACUGUCAUGACAAAGAUUGACACACACAAGUACUUGACGGUCAAGGACUUCCUGGUGGACAUCGACCUCAUCUGCAGUAACGCUUUAGAGUACAACCCGGACAAGGAUCCUGGAGACAAGGUGAUCAGGCACCGAGCGUGCAGCUUAAAGGACACGGCACAUGCUAUAUUUGCCGCCGAGCUGGACCCCGAGUUCGACCGCAUGUGCGAGGACAUCAAGGAGGCACACAAAAAGAGAGGCCUCCAGAUGCCGGCUCAGCCGCCGGCACCUCCCAGUGCUGUGGCGACCAGGAAGCACCCGGGCGCCGGAGAGGAGCCGGCCAGGAGCAGCGCUCAGGGCGAGGCCGCCGACAAGCCGUGCACCACGAAUCACGUAAAGAAGAAAAUUCGCCGGCGGCCGUCUUGGGGGCGAGGCAUCAUCCGGAAGAAAAAGAAGGAGCACAAGAAAGGAGCAGAGGAGGAGGAGGAGGAGCCCGAGGUGGAGGUGGAAAUGGCGGGGCCCAGUGACUCAUGCUUGACGCAGGACGAGGAAUCGUCGUGCGACACCACCGGCCCCCAGCCCAACGGCCACCUUCCCCACCUCCCCUCCACCGAGGAGGAGAGCUCCAACGAGCCCCCGGUCGCCAUUCCCGCCAAACCUCCGGAAGCCAGCGAAGCCACAGAGGAGCCAGCGCCCAAAGAGGAGGAGCCCACAGCUGAGGAGGCCGAGCCUGGGGACAAAACGGAAGGCGGCGAGCCUCUCUGCCCUGACAGCAACUCACACACCAGUGGAGACAUUGACCCUCAGGUCAAACAGGCCGACGCCCAACCCUCGAAAGAAAUGUCCGAGUCUUCGGAUACCGAAGUCCGGCCGGAGCACACGGAGGGUCUCCUCGUUUCACAAGUGGACUGUGUGAAUGGAAAUGAGUCGUUGGAUAGCUUGGACUCGCAGAGCCUCAAAACCAGCAGUGAGGCUGUGAUAAGAACUCCUACGAGCACGGCCGAGGACUCGGAACAGCCCGAACAGGAAGAGCACAACGACAACAAUGAGAGCAAACCCACUCAGGAGCUCCGUCCUCAAGAUGCCAGCGCAGCAAGGGAAACGACUGAUGAAGGUCCAGAUAGAGAAGAUGGUUCCGUAGUGAUGGAAAGCCUGUCGAGCCCGUCGGAACAGCUAAAAGGAUCUGCAGAAAGGGUGGAGGAAGAGGAGGAGCCUCCACCUGUCCCUCCUCAUCCUCCAGUUGUGGUCGACCACCAGAGACUCCUGGCGCUGCUGGAUGCGGUGGUGAGGAAGAGCGAGGGCUACAGCGUGGAGCAGCUGGAGCGUCUGUACUCGCUGCUCAGCCAGUGCAUCUACCAGCACCGCAGAGAGUACGACAAGACCCGGCUACUGGAGGAGAUGGAGGAGAGAAUCCAGCAUUUUGAUACAUUCCUGUGAGAGGAGGAGAGAAUAUACCUAUCAGGUAGAUCCUGAACAGCUUGGGACCACAAAGACUCUCUCUCACACACUCACGUACACACUCUCACACACACACACACACACACACACAUAAACUGAGCAAAGCGGGAAUGAAGGCGCCUCUGAGUCCAGCGCUUAUCACGGAAACACUGAAACUCCGGCGCCGCUCGGAAAAAAAUAAAAUAAAAAAAUAAACGAGGACGGAUACAAGAGACAUUCAAUGGUGCUAUCGUCUCAGGAACCUGGCCAGAUCCAGACCCACUCUACACAACCAAACCCCUGCAGGUGUGUCGGCCACACACACAUACACUCACACACACACGCACACACAACGUACACGGACGGCGACGGGCCACCCUGGUGCUACUCGGGUGCUAUUCUCUUCUAUCCUCUUAUCCAUGCUGCUCUCGGAACUCUCGACGUGGGACGACUGGCGGAUCGGGCGACGUCGCGUCGCUCGCUUCAGCGCGCUUUAGCACGCACACACACACACACACUGAACCACCUGACAUGUGUUUCCACGCACGCUCACUCAGACCCUCACCAGCAACAAGUGUGUAUGCAGACGGGGCGGCGCCGAGCCACACCGCCCUCGCCCCCAGCGUGAAGAAGCGCUCCGCCCUCAGUUCUUACUCGUCUUUUUUCGUGUGUUCGAUUGCCGUUCGUCCCUACUUGACCGGUCCGAUGGACAUCUGAGCCACCGCCGAGGAUCCUCAGUUUACACCGCAGACACAAGCGUCGCGAGGCAGCGGCACCGGACGCGGCGACGGAGCGUUAGCGGCGAGAAGCGCUCGCUCUCGCCUCGGGCGGAUCGCCGCGCCUCCCUCGCUAGCUACAUCCAGCAUGAAUGUUUUCCCUUUUCGCCACUUCGUGUUUUUGUUUUUGUUGUUUUUUUUUUUCCCCCGUCGUCACCCCAGCCGAGGAACUGGAAGCAGUACAGAUCGGAAGCAGCGGCCGCAGUUUGCACUGCCUAGCGUGUGCCUUAUUCCAAACCUCACAGGAGACGGAUACACUCAGCAGGACGCCGUGACGACUCGUAACCACUGAGGUCACCGCGACCUCCGGGCCCAUCGGGUUGAUGACGAGAAUUUCUGGAUCUCGUUCCAAAAUUUAACCCGAGCCAAUAAAAUACAGGUGCUUUUCAAAACAUUAGCGUAUUUAGUAAAAAAGUCGUAGAUCUCUCGCCCUCCGGGGUGAAGCUCCGCCCUUCGUAGUUCUCCAUAUGCAACAAGAGGAAGUGAAACGGCGGCGGAGCGGGGGAGGGCUGGACGUGCCAAGUGUUUGUCAGCUGACCCGGUUCUGAACGGUGCUGCCGGUUCUGCUCACCGGCGUUCUGUCCACUCUGGAUACGUUUCACCAGGCGGUCAUGACAGCUGAUGUAUUAUUUGGUGUGUUUGAAAAUCAUUUUGUACUCUUUUUUUUUUUUUUUUUUUUUUCAUCGACUGCUUGAAUUGAGAUUGUUUUUGUCUCUUUCUCUGCUCGGGUUGUGAAUCCAUGACGAACAAGGCCAUUCUAGGCAGUGCCCCUUCACUCAAGUGUACAAAGCAUUACUGUGUCUCCUUUGUGUCGAUGUUCUCCUUUUCAGACUUUAUGGAUUUCUUUUUGUUCUGUUUCCUAAACGCCACACAAGAGAAGCUGGAUUCUCACCUGUGCCCCCCCCCCCCCCCCCCCCAUCCCAUAAUACAUGUUUCCAUCAAGGUGUUUUCUGAAGCUUUAUAAAGUUAGUUUUUUUUUUAUUCUGAGUUCUGAAUGCAGACUGAAGGCUCCCUCCUCUCCUCUCACAGUACACCCACCUCUGCCUCCCCCCCCCCCCCCUCAAACUGUAUGCAUACUGGCGACCGGCGGGUCGGACUACUGCGGAGAGAGUGAACGUAAGAAAACGAUGCUACCUCAGCUUAAUUUAUUUGAAGCCGAAACUUGUUUACUGGGUACAGACACAGUAUUUCCCCCCCUCCCACCUUCUCCUUUUCUAAAUACUGUCAAGACACCUAAAAGUACCGCCUUUCGGUACCGGGUCGGCGUUGCCAUGACGACAGCCGCUGCAGUAACUCAAGACUUUGUUGUUGUUCAUAUCAUCCGAUCGUCCAGACGGUGAUGGCAUGCGUUUGAAUUUUUUUUUGUUUUGCGCCUAGUUUCUACUGUACUUUGACACAGAGGAGAGCCCCAGAUCUGCCCCCCCAACACACACACACACACACACACACACACACACACACACACAAACUGCCUCCUCACACACCUCCCCACCUCUCCCCCUGUAAAUGUUUGAUUUCCAGGUUCUCAUCUCGUGUAUUUAUGAUUAUGAGACAUGUUUUACACCUUUGUUUUUUUGUACGUUGAAUUAAUUAAGAUGUCUGUCUGAACCUUUGUUUUUUUGUUUUGGUUUUGUUUUUUUUUUUGCUGAAUUGCAUAGCGUCUGUGUAGCAGGUUGGAGUUGGCGUGUGAGGGGGGGAAUUCAAGGGGUUUACAGCUCUCUCAGGUUCAACACGCAGCAACACGUCGUUUCAGCUUUUUCUAUUUAUUUCGCGUGUGGCGACCGUUCCCUCCGCUCAGAGCGGCGACGGUCGAGGGCCGAGCAUCGGGACACUCGGCGUCCCACUGAGAGAGAGAGAGAGAGAGAGAGAGACCGGACCAGACUUUCCUCUCAAAUGUUCUUCACUUUGUCUCCAGUUUCUGCCAAAAGAGUUAUUUUUUAUGAA